AUGGAAAAGAAUAAUAAAUGGUGGUUACAGAAAGUCUUCGUACUGUCACGUACAUGUGGAACACUGCUGCCACAGGUGAUGGUGGCAGCAAUGGGAAAUUCUUCAGAGCUGUUUCAAAGCUUGUGGAAGUACAAAUCCCAUUCUUCAAGAUUUGAUGGUGACAAUCUCCAAUCAUAUGGAACAGCAAGAAUAGCAUUUGCCUCAAACCAAAAUUCAAUGCACCAUUCUUUCCAUACUGAUGAAAGAGGACCUGAUAAUCAAGAAUUCACAUUCAGGGACUAUAUGUUACAACUUACAUAUAGCAAAGACACUACAUGGAAUGACAAGGGGGACACACUUACUUCAUUAUACUACCACAUUGUUAAGCCGUUGACCAACACAACUGUUUGUUAUUGUGAUCCAAACACCAUGGAAAAAAAUCCCAAUUCUGGAUUGCUAGGGCCCACUUUUGUAGGAAGCAAUCCGGUGUACUCAAUUGAACGCCUUCGCGAAGAGAAUGAUGCGGUUAUUUUAGCAGUGGGGGCAACAAAGUCACGAGACCUCCCUGUUCCUGGACAUGAGCUAUCACGUGUGCAUUUUGCAAUGGAAUUUCUACAUGCAAAUACUAAAAGCUUAUUGGAUAGCAAUCUUGAAGAUGGAAACUAUAUAAGAGGAACCAAACGUAGCGCAUUGUACUCAUUUAUUUUCUAA
This is a messenger RNA of Lactuca saligna, 690 nucleotides long. NCBI's taxonomy places the organism in Eukaryota, Viridiplantae, Streptophyta, Magnoliopsida, Asterales, Asteraceae. The record is from the annotation of a GenBank genome assembly.